AUGGGAUUCAGCAAAGGCUUCAAAAGGACGUGCGCGAGGGAUUUUGGAAGAAAGGAAGUGAGUCCUCCUUGUGCCGUUCAGCAAGGGUGGUUGGGAGGAUUAUUUGUGAAGCCUUGGCCCUACCAUUCGAUAGUUUUCACGAGCACACCCAGUUUCGGUACGGUAGGUUUUCUUUUCGAGCCCAACAGUUCGGCAGCACAGGGUGAUCUAGAAAGGAUUUGCUUUGUUUUCGAGCCCAACAAUUCGGCAACAGAGUCCCUGCCGAACAGCAGGGUUGAUUUGGAAAGAAAAUCUUGA
This is a messenger RNA of Prunus armeniaca (apricot), 297 nucleotides long. The record is from the annotation of a GenBank genome assembly. NCBI's taxonomy places the organism in Eukaryota, Viridiplantae, Streptophyta, Magnoliopsida, Rosales, Rosaceae.